Messenger RNA from Ilex paraguariensis (yerba mate), 444 nucleotides. NCBI's taxonomy places the organism in Eukaryota, Viridiplantae, Streptophyta, Magnoliopsida, Aquifoliales, Aquifoliaceae. The record is from the annotation of a GenBank genome assembly.
AACGUCCAUAGUACGUGGUGUGAUUACCGGGCGACACUCUGCCACAUCAGCAGCGGCAUCUCCGGCCGCCCUCUCCCAAAUGAGUAAAUCGCUUGAUUCCGAAUGGAAUGGCAAUCAACGGGGUGUCAUAAACCGUCAUUGUGAUUAUGAGGGCUUCAACACGCAACAGACUACGCUACUGCAUACUAUAGAGUGAUUACUGUGAUAGGGAUUUCAAUUUUUAUUUUUUGCGAUCACUGUUUUGGAGGCUGUUUUCCAUGGGAGGUGGUCAGAAAAGCUACUCGGUUAAUCCUCACGAUUACAAGCUUUUGGAAGAGAUUGGUUACGGGGCAAGUGCCACUGUAUAUAGAGCGAUCUAUCUACUAUCCAAUGAAGUCGUGGCGAUCAAGUGUUUGGAUCUCGAUCGCUGCAAUACCAAUCUUGUUGGUUUCCUUAUCUUCGCUC